ACAGCCCCGUGACCUGCUUAUUCUUAGUAACUAUAUGUUUCUGUUCAUUCCUAGUUUCAUGACGUUGCUCUCUAAUAUUGAGAGAUCAUCAGAAAAAACCAUGGAGAUAAUGAAAAAUUUAAGAAGUAUACAGGCUUUGGAGGGCAACAGACAACUUGAAGAUCUCAUUGGCAUUUCCCUAGUACCAUGCUUCUUAAAAGGAGAAGUGAAGAAAACCAAAGAACUAAUGACAAAAGUAAUAAAACAAAAACUGUUUGAAAAGAAGAAUUCAAGAAUUCCUCGCAAAGGUAAAAGAAGUCCUCAUCCCUCAUCAAGAAAACUUCUCUUUGAAGCAAAAAGAAGUUGUUACAGAAAACCACAACCAAUCAUAAGCUUAGUUGUAGAGCCCAGUCCUAAUGGAUCAAUCUAUAAAAACAACUCCCAUACUUAAGGCUCAAGGAUCAUUGCAAAAGCGGAUGCAAAGAGCCAAAGGAUCAGAAGUUUGCUGUUGCAACUAUGUUUCCUAGGAAUGUCAGAAGCUACACCCAUAGUCUCACC
Acomys russatus (golden spiny mouse) is the source of this 537-nucleotide messenger RNA. RefSeq names its product integrin subunit beta 3 binding protein (gene Itgb3bp). NCBI's taxonomy places the organism in Eukaryota, Metazoa, Chordata, Mammalia, Rodentia, Muridae. The coding region runs from base 35 to 430 and encodes 131 amino acids. The record is from RefSeq and is a predicted model, not a curated record. Gene Ontology annotation, biological process: CENP-A containing chromatin assembly; regulation of DNA-templated transcription. The transcript has 4 exons. Gene Ontology annotation, cellular component: nucleoplasm.